AUGUUUUCCGCGUUUCAGCGUUCCAGACCACACUCGUCCAGUGCUCGAUUUGGGUCCGGAACCAAAUCAAAUUUGCCCAAUGCUCCGAAAGGCGACAACCCGAAUAAAACACGCCGCUACAGUUCUGCUUGCUCCCUCAGCAAAGAAAGUGAAUAUUGGCUUCGGCGACAAGCACAAGAUUCGGCUCGCAACGAGGAAAUCGAUCGUUUGAAGCAAUCGUUGGAGGAGAAAGAUAAGAAGACCGAACAGAAUCGAGAAGAAAAGCUCAGAGAACGUCAACGUCAAUUGAUUAGUGCACAGUAUACCCUGCAAAAGGCUCGUGAACGUGCGCUGACUCGUCAAAGUGUGGAAAAGCAACGUCUGAUGGAAGAACACCGUCAGCUACAACAAAAGGAAGAGGAAUGGCGAAAAUCAGCCGAGGCAAUUCAAAGACAGAAACAAGAAAGCAUACAGCGUUUUCUGGACGAUCGUGAAGCUCGAAUUCAAGAGGUGAGACAAAAACCACCGGAACAAUUCACGUCAGGCACUUGUUUCACUCACUCACUCACAUAUAUGUAA
Echinostoma caproni is the source of this 558-nucleotide messenger RNA. NCBI's taxonomy places the organism in Eukaryota, Metazoa, Platyhelminthes, Trematoda, Plagiorchiida, Echinostomatidae. The record is from the annotation of a GenBank genome assembly.